AUGGAUUCCGCCAUGGGGACAGCGUUUAUUUUCCUUGCAAGAUCCGCAAUCGAGCGGAUCCCAAAAGACGAGCUCGAAGACCACACGAGAGGGAUUCAGCACAUCAUUGGGCUGUACCUGCUGGGUACGCAGACCUUGCCAGAGAAGAAGGCUCUGAUUGAGCUACACCAACACGCCAACGGCAACAAAAAGCUUGUCUUCGACCAGGGGAUCAUCGACAGUGCGAGGGCGGAUUUCGAGUCCAUGACUGGACCUCGUUCGGAGAUCGACGAUUCGUCUUCCACCGCCGCCUCGGAAGACGAAGACGACGACGAAGAGGGGGAAGAUGACGAUAGAAGUGUCUUUCCACCAGGCCUGGAGAAAGCCUCAGAUGUCCCUGGAGUCAGCAAUGCCUGGGGUUUUAGGUGCGAGCUCUGCGGCCACAUCUGCGUUCAAACACGCCAUUUCUACGCACAUUUCAAGGAGGGAAGAGGAGUCGCAGGACUGAGGAUUUUCAGAGCCAUCAAGGCAGAGUUGGUCUGGUGGGCAAAGGAUCCUGAGGGGAACGAGUACACGGGAGAGUUGGUCGAAUUGACAGAGAAACCCAUGCAACCACCGAUUCCUGCACCUUGUGGCAAUCAGAUCAGAGCAGCAAACAAUGAGAGGCAUCGAAUCAGGCGGGCAAAGGCGGCAGCGAAGAGAAAUGUGGCGGCCGGACAAAAAGGCGUCGCAGGUACAAAGGGCAAGAGAGCACAGUCACAAGGUGAGGCAGAGUGA
Messenger RNA from Exophiala aquamarina CBS 119918, 756 nucleotides. RefSeq lists its product as uncharacterized. Lineage: Eukaryota; Fungi; Ascomycota; Eurotiomycetes; Chaetothyriales; Herpotrichiellaceae. Bases 1 to 756 code for a protein of 251 amino acids. The transcript has a single exon. The record is from RefSeq and is a predicted model, not a curated record.